Molecule: messenger RNA, 195 nt
Organism: Penicillium nucicola
Lineage: Eukaryota; Fungi; Ascomycota; Eurotiomycetes; Eurotiales; Aspergillaceae
Exons: 1
Coding region: 1-195 (64 amino acids)
Source: RefSeq, a predicted model, not a curated record
AUGGCCAGUUACGGUGGGAAAUGGCGGUUCCGGCCACUGAGCGUUGAAGAGAAGAAGGAAGUCCGAGAUCGGGCCGUCCAAGACAGAAAGAGUCGAGAUGCUGUCCGCAGUGACCUGGUGGCGCACAGAAACUUUGCACUGACACCCGAAGUAACGCCGGUGCGUACACCCAUUGCCCUGCUUGGCAACAAUUAG